AUGAUGCUAAUCACCAUCUCAAAUCGUGCUCAGAGUUCUGCCCUGUUAAGUGAUACCGGGGAGCUACAUUCCGAAGCAUUCCCCACAAAAUCUAUAUUUACCAUCCCCACCAAAAUCUGGCAGAAAUGUGUCGGAGCCUCAGUCAAGAUUCCGAAGCUACAUUCUAAAGUUUACUACUUCCCACAAGGUCACUUAAAACAUGUCUCCCCUCACACAAUCAUCACCCUUCUUCAUUGUUAUCCUCCUUCCAUUUCCUGCAUCAUCUCAGCCGUUGAUCUCCUUGUUGAUCCUCACACAGAUGAAGUCUUUGCCAAACUGCUCCUCACUCCCGUAAUGGAUGGCCAUGGCCACGAACAAGAAGCUCCUCCGGAGGUUCCUGCCGAAGACGACGAUGGUUACAAUGUUGUUUCCUUUGUCAAGAUUCUCACACAAUCUGAUUGCAAUAGUGGCUGUGGAUUCAUUGUACCUCUCCCUUGCGUUGACUUGAUCUUGCCGAAGCUUAGCUUGGACGAUCCAAUGCCAUCUCAGAAACUCUCCGUCACUGACAUUCAAGGCCGAAUCUGGCAGUACACACAUAUCUACCGCGGUAAAUCCAAGAGACACCUUUUCAGUAGGGGAUGGACUUCCUUUGUCAACAACAAGAAACUCGUCGCUGCUGGGAAGAUAUUCGUCGGAAUACGCCGGAAAAGUGGGAAGGUAACAGAGAAGGCGGUUAUGGAUGCGGUGGAAUUGGUGGUGAAAAGUAUGGCAUUUGAAGUUUUGUAUUAUCCGAGAGCGAAUUGGAUUGAUUUUGUAGAGGAUGCAAAUGUUGUUGAUGACGGCAUGAAGAUUAGUUGGACAUCUGGAAUGAAAGUCAAGCUUCCUUUGAAGAAAGAAGAAUCUUCAAAUUCAAAGAUGAUAUUUUAUCAGCCUCGGGGGACAAACUCAGAUGUUUAUAAAGCUCCUUCUAAUGUCCCUAAUUGGCGCAUGCUUCAGGUUAAGUGGGAUGAACCUGAAAUUUCGCAGAAUCCAAACCGUGUCAAUCCUUGGCAGAAAGCCAGGCAUGAUCAUCUAUCUGAAUCAGGUUCUUCAAACUUUUUGAAUGAUAAGGGUGAUGUUUUCUUCGGGAACAAUUUAAUGGCAGUCCUGCAUCUGACGACUUAUCAGAAUCCGGUUCUUUGGGAACAAUUCAAUGGCAGGGUUGAGUAG
Messenger RNA from Medicago truncatula (barrel medic), 1188 nucleotides. RefSeq names its product auxin response factor 17. The transcript is spliced from 4 exons. Bases 1 to 1188 code for a protein of 395 amino acids. NCBI's taxonomy places the organism in Eukaryota, Viridiplantae, Streptophyta, Magnoliopsida, Fabales, Fabaceae. The record is from RefSeq and is a predicted model, not a curated record. Gene Ontology annotation, molecular function: DNA binding. Gene Ontology annotation, biological process: regulation of DNA-templated transcription; response to hormone. Gene Ontology annotation, cellular component: nucleus.